AUGGAUCUGAUUACUUUGUCAGAAGACCCGUGCCUCCUGGACGAGUCUGUCAAAAUUUACGUGGUACGUAUUCAAUACUUCACCACCAUGGACUUUGACAUUAAGUACGACCCCAAAAUCAAGGGUUUGGUAUUCACAGAGAAACCCGACGUGGUCGAUGCAAAUCUUCAACAGGACCUUGACCAGCUCAAUACGUUAUGCACGGAGUUGAUCGGAUUGACUGCACCAGUUCCACCUAAACCCAGCCAGGAAUCGUUCAACAAAGAUUUGUCCAAGAUGAUCAAAAAGUUGUACGAAGGAGGCGUUCAGUCAUUCAAGCAGGGCAAGUUCCCUGAAUCUGCAAAGCAGUUCACCAUUGCUAUCGAAGUUGUGAACCGUAGAAACAAGUUCGAAGCUUUCCAGGGAACAUUACAGGAGCUCAACCUCUUGUUGAUGAGCAGAGCGGAUGCCUACUUGAAGUGCAAAGAGUAUUUGAAGGCAUUCAACGAUGCAGACAUGUUGAUUGGAAUGAUGAUGUGUACUCCAGACAACUUCUUGAGACGAGGUGUAGCCAACUACUUUUUGGGCAACUAUGAGGAUGCCCGUGCAGAUUACCAGCGUGGAUUGGCUUUUGAUGAAGAUAACGAAAGAUUAAUUACUGAGUUGAACAUCUGUUUGGAUAAGAUUCUUGAGGAGAACGGCGAUUACCUUUGA
Molecule: messenger RNA, 693 nt
Organism: Sungouiella intermedia
Lineage: Eukaryota; Fungi; Ascomycota; Pichiomycetes; Serinales; Metschnikowiaceae
Source: the annotation of a GenBank genome assembly